Molecule: messenger RNA, 5402 nt
Organism: Centropristis striata (black sea bass)
Lineage: Eukaryota; Metazoa; Chordata; Actinopteri; Perciformes; Serranidae
Product: glypican-5-like
Exons: 11
Coding region: 122-2026 (634 amino acids)
Biological process (GO): positive regulation of canonical Wnt signaling pathway; regulation of protein localization to membrane; cell migration
Cellular component (GO): cell surface; extracellular region; plasma membrane
Source: RefSeq, a predicted model, not a curated record
GACUGUGGGCUCCAGACAGACUUACUGGCUGCAGAUGAAGUUUUCAGUCACACUGCACCGUGGGACUUUUUAGGAAUUCAUAUUAACCAUCCAGACUCUAUCUCCUGACUGACAUGUUGCGAUGUUUCGUGCAGCCUUACAAAACGUGGACUUGCUUUGGGUGAUUUUGUUGUAUUUUGUUUUUCUACCGGAGACUGGCUGUAGAUCAGCCGAUGCAGACAGCUGUCAUGAGGUGAAGACAGCUUACAUGAUGCGCCAAAUAGGCCCGGUGGAGCUGGUGCCAGACAGGCCGGGAUCAGAUGAGUCACUGCGAGUGUGUGUCCACCCUGGACCCAGCUGCUGUACCAGUAAGAUGGAGGACAGCUACAUGGCGGCGGUUCGAAGUGAGACACAGCAGAAGAUGCGAUCCUUCAGCUUUGAACUUAAGUACCUGAUUGCUGGACACACCAAGGCCUACCAAGAGACCUUUGAGUCGCUCGUGUCCUUCACAUCUAACCUGACGAGCACGCUGUUCGACAGCGCCUACUCUGCUCUGGCGUUGGACUGUCGCCCCCUUGUGUUCCAGCUGUUUAGCGACAUCAAACGCCACCUUUCUGGAGACUCUAAUUCCUCAUUAGAUAACACUGUGCGUCGCUUCUACAAUGAUCUUUUCCCGUUAGUCUACCGCCGCCUUCUCAACCCUGGGAUCGGCCACAUGUCAUCCACGUCCUAUUCCUCCCCUUCCAACGCUCCCAACGACUGCCUGCGGAUGACGCGGCAGGAUGUCAGCCCAUUCGGACCUCAUCCUCGCCUCCUGGUCAGCAGCUUGUCCAGUGCGCUCGGGGCGGGCCGAGCACUGAGCCGACUGCUGAGACUUGCCGGAGAGGUUGUGAAUGCGACUGAGAAGGCGACGUUAUCCAGAGAGUGUGGCCGAGGCUUAGUGAGAAUGCAAUACUGCUCCCACUGCAGAGGGAUGACUUUGAUAAGGCCCUGUACCGGGCUGUGUGUCAACAUUAUGAGAGGAUGUCUGGUGGGUGUAUCAGAGCUUGGCGCCCCCUGGGGGAGUUUGGUGGUCUUGCUCCAGCGGUUAGCUGCUACUUUAGCAACCAGUAGCAACCACAACAGCAUGGAGUUAGCUCUGUUAGCGAUCCGAAACCAUGUGAAUGAUGCCAUACUGCACGCUCAGCUCCACGGGCCACGCAUUACAGCCACAGUAGAGAAGGUGUGUGGACCCCAGGCAGCUGGUCCCAUGAUGCCAAGUACAAAUCCCACUACCUCACACAUUACAACCUCUGUGAGCCCUUCUACAUCAGUAACCUCAGAGAGGUCAAAUGUGACAUCGCCUGCCUCAGUCGGUCCGGCUGCUCAUCAGCGUCUGCAGCCGCAAUCCCGGAGGUCAUUCCUUCUUAAGAGCUCCAGAGGAGACAAGAGUCGCAGCCUGAAAAAACUGUCAAGGGAGUUUGAGGGCUCUAUCCAGCGGUACCAGUGGUUCUUCUCAGAGCUGCCAGAGAUGCUUUGCGAAAGUGAGAUGGAGGUUGAACAGCACACAUGCUGGAGUGGCCAAGAUGUCGUAGAGAGUUAUGCAGGUCGUGUGGUUGGCAGCAGUUUAAAGGCCCAGAAGGACAACCCAGAGAUGACCGUCCGUAAUACAGAUCCUGUCCUGAAGGGGGCGAAACAGAAGCUGGAGCAGCUAACACAGGAGCUGUUAGUGGACCUUGGCUGGGCGAGCAAAACCAGACAAAAAGUGGAGGAAGAGGAGGAAGGAGGGAGCGCACAGACAGAGAGGGGCAGCGGAGACGACUGUGAUGAUGAAGAUGGUUGUGAAGCAUCUGGUGUGGAGAAUGGCGAUGAGACAAGUGAUACAUCCAGUGGUCAUAGUCCAGCAAAAAAAGGCAUGGCUCCUCCUCCUCCUCGUCGCCCCGUCCCUCCUCAUCACCUCUCACCUCCACAGGUGGCUGUCCGAGGCUCAGCCCACACGUUGUCUGUUGGACCUUUGACCUUGGGGACCCUGCUGCUCGUGCUGCUGUCACCAUGGCAACACCGUUGAUCACCGAGAGACGGUCUGAAAGAGACAAAAAGACUGAGAGACAGCCACAGAUAUUUUGUGGUGAAGUUGAGCGUUUGGAGUUUCUGUAAGCACAGGUCAACCACUCUGAUUGUUUUGUUUUGGGUGGGACAAGCUGCCGGUUGAUCACAGUUACCUGUACUGACCUCUACAUGUGUUUGUUCAUGUGUCUUUAACUCUCAUAGGAUAGAUCGCACAGCACUACUGACUUUUUUUUUUUUGAAGAGAGAUGUAAAUACAAAUAUAUAUAUAUUAUAUAUUUAUAUGAAGAAUUCCUAUAGAUAACAAUGGCUUGAUGUGUACAUAGAGGUUAAUAUAGAGCAGAUUGAACGUUAAAGGGUGUUUGGUUUGACCUUUACAUUAUGUAUCCCCCACGGAUCCAUGACAGCUAUAGUUCAAGCUGAAGGCCAGGAAGUGUGCUCACCGACGUAUUAAUGUUGAAGACAACUCAUCACUCUGUGGGCAAAAAUGUAUUUUGUGACACUUCAGAGCAUUUACAGAUGGCCAUGCAGCAUAAUGAACAAUUUGACAGUUUGGCCUGUAAGCCUGCGCAGACUGAAGCCCAUCCGGCACUUUUUUUUCCACACAAACAUGCUCUUUUGAUCAUGCAAGCUGGGUGUUUUUUUUUGUUUUGUUUUUUUGCAGAAAGUAUGCUGAGAGUUUUAACUGUGUAACACAUUACUUCCUGCAAAAAUGACUCCAUAUAGCAGAGAUCUUUCCCAAGAAACUGCAUCCUCUGGUACGUGUAUAAUUCCUUUCACAGUCUUGGUAGUUGUGCGGAAAAUGAGUUCAGACUUUUCUUCUCAGGAUGUACAGUGUGUAGAGUUGUAAAAGCACUACAGGGAGGGAUGUAACAUCUUCCAUAUCAACUUCAAUUUCCCUUGUAAGCUGUCACAGCCAUCCACAACACAAAGCUCCGGUAAAAAUAAGAUUAGCGGAAACAAUAAAAAGCACAGAGUACAAGACAAGACUAAAUAUGGCUCACGUGUAAGAGCAAGAAGACACAACCGUCUUUGUAAAAAAUGAAUAAUUUGACAUCUCGUUGUCAUAUUUAAAUGCUGAGCUGUCACAAUGAUUUCAAACACUGGCUGGUCUAAAAAAUAUUAAUACAUGGUCGCCCAUUAAGGUUGAAUAAAAUAUUUUUUUACCUCUUUCCAAUUUCCAUGAUUGUGACUAUUUGAUUUUUUUGAAAGUUAAAGUGCAUAUCUUCUCAAUCUAUCUCUUUCAAUUAACAAUUAACUGAAAACAAAAUGAUUCCAACUUUAUGGGCGACCAUGUAAAAGCUGCAAAAAUGAGAUAAUAUGUAAGAAAUACAAAAGAAUACUUCAUUUUUCAGUCUGAUACAUGAGUUAUGAGCUUGUUUUGUAUUCAGUGAUUCAGUCAAGAGAUGGAGUAUCAAGAGAGCUAUCAGAAUACAGCUGAGCCCCAAACAUGUGAAUUAAAUGUGAUUCAUGUUAAUUAGGGAUAGCAAGUCCUCCCAGCUCGCUGAUGAGUCUCAAACCCCCCAAACUGCACACAACAGCAGGACAGACAACUGGAAUACUGAUUAAAACAUUCAGAACAAAGACACACACCAGCUGAGGGACACUGUGUGCAUUUCUGUCAGUUUGUGACUGACUUUCUUUUUAUGGUUUUGUCCUGUAUAGUCUUUUGAAAACAGUUAAAUUCCUACAUAAAUGCAUCUACUGUCACCUGAGAGACUUCAUUCAUGAAGGAAUGGGAUUAACAGUUGAGAGAACUAAAGAAAUACCAUUAAGAGCCUACGUGGUGAGUUAUCUGGGCACUGAGCCCAAAUACCAUGUCAGCUUGCGGGAUGCUUUUACAACAUUAUCUGUCAAGCCAGCAUGCUAUUAUUUGAUUACCAUUUAAACGUUGUACCCAAAUGAGAUGAGAUUUUGGAUUUGAGCCAUCCCAUCCAUCUUCCACAGCUCUUGCUAGGCGACUCACAAAAACAACAACACACCACACAGCACAUGCAGAUACGUGGGUGUAUAAAUGGUGGGCUGUUGACAGCAAUUUAGGCAAUUCAUAAAAUAAUGAUCAUUUAAAGCUUUUUCUUGUUCAAAUUAAAUUGCCUGGAAAGUCAAGAUAAGAUUGCUGAGUGAUGUCACAACUUCUAAUUCUGUGGAUGCUCGCCUUCAGGUGUGAGCUGCUAUCUGUGCAUAACAGGUUUAAAUGAGAAAUCUCUGCAGUGAAUGGAGUGUGAAUCUUAUUUACCUCCGACCAAAAGGAGUUCAUGUUACCACUUGGGUUUUUUGUUUGUUUGUUUGUUUGUUUGUUUGUUUUUGUCAGCAGGAUUAGAGAAAAAUGACAGGCCCUAUUUAAGUAAGGAUGUUAAAUAAAACAGAAUGAGGUAAUUUGCCAAGCUUUUGUGACAUACAGGUGCAUCUCAAUAAAUUAGAAUAUCAUAGAAUAGUUUAUUUAUGUCAGUAAUUCAAAUCAAAAAGUGGAAAUAACACAUUAUAUAGAUCCAUUACACACAGAAUGAAACAUUUCAUGCCUUAAUUUAUUUAAUUUCUUCUAAUUAUAAUGAUUAUGGCUCACAUUUAAAUAAGGCCUAAAAUUCAGUGUCUCAAAAAAAAAUAAUAUUACAAAAGACUAAUUUUUAAAAACUAUGUUUAAUAUGGAAAUAUUGGCCUCUGAAAAGUAUGUCCAUCUAUAUGCACUCAAUACUUGGUUGGGGCUAUUUGAUUUGAACGGCUGGAAAUGGACUUUUCCAUGAUAUUCUAUAUUUUUUUGCAUGAUAUAUUUUUGUAAAUAUACUCUCUAAAUUCUGAAUUUGAUCCUUUCUGGGUUGUUGUUUUUUUUUUUUUUUUUUUACAUUUUACACAACAUCCCAACUUGUUUGGAACUGAGGUUGUAGCAUGGGGCAGAGAAAAGCCCAUGAAAUGUUUUGAACAUUGGGAGAUAAGGGCAUGGCCUGGCAGAGGUCUGUACUUCUUGUUGUAUAUUAGUCCGAGCAAUGUUUUUCAUAUCGAGCAUAGAAAUUACUUUCCAUUGUUCCUCUCGUACUGUGUUGUCAUAAUGGUUCUCAGCAUGCAUGUAGAGCCACACUGGUGUGCCAUGGAGGGGCUGUGCUGUUUGUCAAUGUCAAAGAAAAUCAUUAAAUAUACUUUAUCAAGGUUUAACAGCUGUUUUUGUGUAUAAAGUCUAAUGUUGUAGCAGUAUGCAGGAACACCAGUUAGAUACAGUAAUAUGGUUUCUCUCCCCACUCUCUGAAAAACCACUGUAUUAUAAACUUAACCAGUGACUCUCACAUGAAAUGUAAAUAAACCUACUGUAAUAACCUGUGUCCUGCUACUCUGUUGUGUCACUAAUCUUCAGCUUAAUAUCCUCAAUAAUAAACUGUUUUCAAAUA